AUCCGUGACGCAACUUUGUAUCUAUCUGCUUUCAUUAAUUUUUUUUUAAAAAUUGAUACUAAUAAAAAAUGAUGAUGAUGAACACUUUAUGAUUGAAAUUGGAACAAACAAGUUCAAAUUCACCAAAUUACUAUCAUUUUUCAGUUGUUAGUUAAUUACUGCUACUACUACUAAUCACUCUCUAGAAAUCAAUCUUAACAAUGCUCAAAUUUAUCUCUCACUUCCUCAAAUCAAAAUCAAAUUUAAAAUCCACACUUUCCAAUUCUAGGGUUCCAAUCUCUCGUAAUUUCUGCACAACACCGAUCAGAGACUCAAUUGAAUAUGACGUCGUCAUCGUCGGAGCUGGUCCCGCCGGUUUAUCGGCGGCAAUACGAUUAAAACAACUUUGCCGCCAAAACGACACCGAUUUAUCCGUUUGCGUUCUCGAAAAAGGCGCUGAAGUUGGUGCUCAUAUUCUUUCUGGAAAUGUUUUUGAACCUCGUGCGUUGAAUGAGCUUCUUCCUCAGUGGAAGCAGCAAGAGGCUCCGAUUACUACACCGGUUUCCUCUGAUAAGUUUUGGUUUUUGACUAAGAAUCGUGCAAUUUCGCUUCCCAGUCCUUUUAACAAUGAAGGGAACUACGUAAUAAGUUUAAGUCAGUUAGUACGAUGGAUGGGGGAAAAAGCUGAAGAGUUAGGCGUGGAGAUAUACCCAGGAUUUGCUGCUAGUGAGGUAUUUCUGCAUUUGUUUGGAUGUUGCUUCUCCAUAUCUGUUAUUGUUUACAGGUGUAUUUCCUUGCAGAUAUUGUACGAUGCUAACGACAAAGUUAUCGGUAUUGGAACUAAUGAUAUGGGAAUUUCAAAAGAUGGUUCGAAGAAGGAGAAUUUUCAACGUGGUGUUGAGAUCAAAGGUCGAAUGACACUUCUGUCUGAGGGAUGUCGAGGAUCGUUAUCAGAGCAAAUAAUGAAAAAGUACAACCUGAGAGAGAAGGGAGGUGCAGAACAUCAGACAUAUGCUUUGGGAAUUAAAGAGGUUUGGGAAAUUGACGAGGAAAAGCAUCAACCUGGUGCAGUACUUCACACAUUAGGAUGGCCCUUGGAUCAUAAAACAUAUGGAGGAUCUUUUCUGUAUCACAUGAAAGACAGACAAAUUGCUCUAGGCCUUGUGGUUGCUUUGAACUAUCAGAACCCUUUCAUGAAUCCUUAUGAGGAAUUCCAGAAACUUAAGCAUCAUCCUGCAAUCAAACCAUAUCUGGAAGGCGGAACAGUUAUCCAGUAUGGAGCUCGCACUUUAAAUGAAGGUGGUUUUCAGUCUAUCCCAUAUCCAGUUUUUCCUGGUGGAGCAAUUAUUGGAUGUUCAGCUGGUUUCUUGAAUGUGCCCAAGAUAAAGGGAACUCACACAGCAAUGAAAUCAGGAAUGCUUGCAGCUGAAGCUGCAUUUGGUGCGGUUAAUGAAGGUCUAGAUAUGAAUACAUAUUGGGAUGCUUUGAGGAAUUCAUGGAUAUGGGAAGAACUAUAUAAAGCUCGGAACUACCGACCUGCCUUCAAGUAUGGGCUUAUUCCAGGACUGGCUUUAAGUGGUCUGGAACAUUACAUACUCAAGGGGAGGCACCCCAUUACUUUGAAGCAUGGUAAACCUGAUCAUGAAGCUACAAAUGCUGCACAGUUGCAUUCUCCAAUUCACUAUCCAAAGCCCGAUGGCAUCUUGUCCUUUGAUGUACCUACCUCCCUGCACAGAAGCAACACAAAUCAUGAGCAUGAUCAACCUCCGCACCUUCGAUUGAGAGACCCAAAGAUUCCUGAACUUACAAAUUUACCGGUGUAUGCUGCUCCUGAAUCACGAUAUUGUCCUGCACGAGUAUACGAGUACGUUGCUGCUGAGCAAAAUAAACUGAAGUUGCAGAUUAAUGCUCAAAACUGUUUGCAUUGCAAGGCUUGUGAUAUCAAAGAUCCAAAGCAAAACAUCAAGUGGACAGUGCCUGAAGGGGGUGGAGGCCCGGGAUACUCAGUUAUGUAGAUCUGGGAGUUAGUAGUCAUACAUUGUUGUCCCCGCAAAAUUGUGACUUCCUUAAUGUUAACGCAUUCUCCUGAAUUAUACAAUUGCAUUAUGGCCCCGCUUUCUUUCUAAAAGAUGUAAUACUGCAGUAAAAUGUUAUUUGUGAAACAGAAUAAGUUGCUAAGGUUCCUCAUCUUAAAGACAACAAGCAUGUUAGACUAUUCUGUGUAAA
Messenger RNA from Trifolium pratense (red clover), 2205 nucleotides. RefSeq names its product electron transfer flavoprotein-ubiquinone oxidoreductase, mitochondrial-like. Lineage: Eukaryota; Viridiplantae; Streptophyta; Magnoliopsida; Fabales; Fabaceae. The transcript has 17 exons. The record is from RefSeq and is a predicted model, not a curated record. Gene Ontology annotation, molecular function: iron-sulfur cluster binding; electron-transferring-flavoprotein dehydrogenase activity. Gene Ontology annotation, biological process: electron transport chain. The coding region runs from base 201 to 1994 and encodes 597 amino acids. Gene Ontology annotation, cellular component: mitochondrial inner membrane.